Molecule: messenger RNA, 3220 nt
Organism: Nerophis lumbriciformis (worm pipefish)
Lineage: Eukaryota; Metazoa; Chordata; Actinopteri; Syngnathiformes; Syngnathidae
Gene: slc38a6
Product: solute carrier family 38 member 6
Biological process (GO): L-glutamine transport; amino acid transmembrane transport
Cellular component (GO): plasma membrane
Molecular function (GO): L-glutamine transmembrane transporter activity
Source: RefSeq, a predicted model, not a curated record
AACUGACCUCAACAUCCUCCAGUCGCAGCCAUGUGUUAAGAAUGACGUCAUUCACACUGGACCGAAACUCUCGGCUGAUUGGUCGAAGGAGCAUAACGUCUGUCUCUGAUUGGUCCGUUUUUGUACGUAUGUCAUACAUGCGACGGAAAUGGCGGGCACGUGACUUGCUCCCUCAUAGGCAAUAAUAACAAGCUGGAGAUGAGAGAAGAGUGAGACUAUGGGGUUGUAAUUGUGUCUGUUUUUUUCACCAAAGACUUCGUUUAAGUUGUGUGGUAGUGUGUGGUUUUUUUCUCUCGAGGAAAAUGAGUAUCAACGGGAACGCUCACACCGAGGCGACCGAAGCGACGCCACUGUUAAAUAGAGGGAUUAAAGGCGCUUCCUUUGCCUCGUCAGUGUUUAACCUGAUGAAUGCGAUCAUGGGCAGCGGUAUUCUGGGUUUAGCUUAUGCCAUGGCAAGCACCGGCAUAGUUGGCUUCUGUAUCCUGUUGAUACUUGUAUCCAGCCUUGCAGGGUAUUCCAUACACCUCCUCCUCAAGCUUUGUGAUCUGACAGGAAUCAAUUCAUAUGAAGAUCUUGGAGGACGAGCGCUACAAAAACCAGGAAAAGUUCUCGUUGCAGUUGCUAUCCUCGUCCAAAAUGUUGGCGCCAUGUCGUCAUAUUUAUUCAUCUUGAAGUCAGAGCUUCCUGCAGCCAUCACCAGUUUCCUAAGUCCAGACCAGUCCGGAGAGACAUGGUAUCAAGAUGGCAGACUGCUGCUGAUCCUCAUCACACUAUGUGUCAUCCUUCCUCUUGCAAUAUUGCCAAAAAUUGGUUUUCUGGGCUACACUAGCAGCCUGGCCUUCUUCUUCAUGCUGUACUUUGUCAUUGUGGUCGUGGUCAAGAAAUGGUCAAUCCCCUGCCCACUGCCACAAAAUGUGACCAAAGUUCAAGGUGUAUUUCAGGUAUCAAAUUUCUCCAACUCAGAUUGCACACCCAAACUCUUUGUCAUCUCCAGUCGCAGCGCCUAUGCCAUUCCCACCAUGGCCUUCUCCUUCCUGUGCCACACAGCCAUCCUACCAAUCUACUGCGAACUGGACCGACCAACUAAAACAAAGAUGCAGAAUGUGACCAACGUCAGCAUCAGCCUCAGCUUCCUACUCUACCUCAUUUCUGCCCUCUUUGGCUACCUCACAUUUUAUGCUCACGUGGACUCUGAGCUAUUGCUUGGCUACGACGCAUACAUGCCACGCGACAUCAUGGUGAUGACUGUUAGGCUCGCCAUCCUCAUCGCUGUGUUGUUGACCGUACCUCUAAUUCACUUCCCGGCUCGCAAAGCCAUCAUCUUGCUCCUCCGUGGAAAUCAUCCAUUUUCCUGGCUGAUCCACAUCACAACAACUUUGGUCAUCUUGGGCACAGUCCUGAUGCUGGCCAUCUUUGUGCCUGAUAUCAGAAAUGUUUUUGGAGUAGUGGGAUCAACGACAUCCAGCUGCCUCCUGUUUGUUUUUCCUGGCAUCAUUUACCUCAAGAUUAGCUGCCAGCCUCUCCGAUCUUUUGACUCCAUCGGGGCGAUGGCUCUGGUGGUCUUCGGUGUGAUUAUGGGCGUCAUCAGCUUCUCGAUCAUUGUCUUCACGUGGAUACAAAGCUUUUAGCCCUCAUUCACACAUCACUAAGCUUAAGGGUGAACAGAGAGGUUGCUACCAAAUAACUUGGAUGAAAUAAAGGGACAGGUGCUAAUCAAGUGUACCUCUGAAGACACCUUAUUUAUUGUGCGCCAAACAAAACAACAUUGUUUCCUGCAGACACUCUAAGAGAUGGGCACAAUAUUCGAUUUGCGUGAUCAUUAUUUUAAGGGUUUACAUUUUAACUUUCCACAAUUGCAACUCUUCCAGCAAAUCACAAGAGUAUUACCAAAAAUAUUUGAAAUAGUCGGAACUGCAAAGUAAUUUACAGCCUAAUCAAAUUGCAUUUUUGCACAUAGGCAUGUUUGAUUUUACAAUUUAAGUUGACUCGCUGAAAGCUGCAGCUAUAUGUCACCGGCUCAAAAAAUGCAAGAACAUUAUUGGCUAGCAUAUGUUACCGACAGGUUUAACAAAUCAAUGUCUAUAUUUGACAUAAUUUGAAGCAAAACAUGUGAAAAUUGCCAUUCGGACAGUAUUUUAUUUAAUUUAAAAAAAUAAAAAUAAAAAUUCUCCACUCGGGCUGAUGUAACAGUUGGUUGGGAGGCGCAUAAUAAAUGAAAAUAACAUAACAUAACAUAUAAGAUGGCGGUUGCUCGGGCUCUCGAUCAUUCCUGUGUCUUGCAAACGUGCAUGCCUAUUUCACAAGCACACAUGCCAAAUCACAGAAAACUAAAUUAUUUAAAAACAGAUGCUCAGGUUACUAUUAUGCUGCUGUACGUUUGAGUGGAAUUCUUUUGUAACAUAACAUAGGCUAUAUUGCUGUGUGCGUCUGUAUUAGAGGGGCAUAGCUUACAUGGUGGAACCUGUCCCGGUGGCAUGGGCGAGCUUGGCCAGAGUCAGACAUGCCACUGUGGGCUGGAAGCUGUUUAUUUUAUUUGGUUUUUGCUUUUUACAUCAGAGCAGGUAAAAAUAAGACAAUAACUAAUCAAAACAAAGGCAGGUUGACUAAGACGAUUACACAAUUAACUGACAUGGUUAACGAAUAAAAAAAGACAAAAAUGUUGACAAAGUAAUUUUGUCUUGUCGAUGAGUGGGAUGAGUUCGGAAUAUAUCCAAUCUCAGCUCUUUAACAGCGUACAUAUGAAAGCGAAGUGGGGGUUAGUUACAAAGGAGAACCAAUCAGAUAAUUUUCCUUGUGAGAUGAAGAAGUUUGAUUUCUUAUUGCUGAAACAAAAAUGUUUGUAUCUUGGACAUUGUACAAACCCCGUUUCCAUAUGAGUUGGGAAAUUGUGUUAGAUGUAAAUAUAAACGGAAUACAAUGAUUUGCAAAUCCUUCUCAACCCAUAUUCAAUUGAAUGCACUACAAAGACAACAUAUUUGAUGUUCAAACUCAUAAACUUUAUUUAUUUUUUGCAAAUAAAAAUUAACUUAGAAUUUCAUGGCUGCAACACGUGCCAAAGUAGUUGGGAAAGGGCAUGUUCACCACUGUGUUACAUCACCUUUUCUUUUAACAACACUCAAUAAACGAUUGGGAACUGAGGAAACUAAUUGUUGAAGCUUUGAAAGUGGAAUUUUUUCCCAUUCUUGUUUUAUGUGGAGCUUCAGUCGUUCAACAGUCCGGG